Molecule: messenger RNA, 1079 nt
Organism: Populus trichocarpa (black cottonwood)
Lineage: Eukaryota; Viridiplantae; Streptophyta; Magnoliopsida; Malpighiales; Salicaceae
Product: probable LRR receptor-like serine/threonine-protein kinase At3g47570
Exons: 2
Coding region: 189-854 (221 amino acids)
Biological process (GO): protein phosphorylation
Molecular function (GO): protein kinase activity; ATP binding
Source: RefSeq, a predicted model, not a curated record
UGUCAACCUUCAAACACUAAAUCUAAGGUUCAUCUUACCUGCUGUCGCAUCUGCACUGCUUGUUGUGGCUUUCGUUUCUCUUCUUGUACGAUGUCCACGAAGGCGCCGAAAAACUCCUAUUCCAGAAGCCCUUCCAUUGACAGCAAUCCAGAGAAGAGUUUCUUUCCAAGAACUUCUACGAGCAACAAAUGAGUUUCAUGAGAGUAAUCUGCUGGGUGUUGGGAGUUUUUGGCCCUGUAUAUCAUGGGGUGCUUCCUGACGGGCUAAAUAUAGCUGUGAAGAUUUUUAAUCUGCAAGUGCAAGGACGGCUAAGAAGUUUUGACACAGAAUGCGAAAUCAUGCGCAACAUGAGACACCGCAACCUUGUGAAGAUUAUUUGCAGUUGCUGUAAUCUUGAUGUCAAGGGCCUGGUCCUGGAGUACAUGCCUAAAGGAAGCUUGGAGAAAUGGUUAUACUCUUACAACUACUUCUUAGAUAUCAUUCAAAGAGUGAACAUUAUGAUAGAUGUCGCAUCUGCCAUGGAGUAUCUCCAUCACGGUUAUUCAACUCCUGUGGUGCAUUGUGAUUUGAAGCCGAGCAAUGUGUUGCUAGAUGAAGACAUGGUUGCGCAUGUAUGCGACUUUGGCAUUGGAAAACUCUCGGGUGAAAGUGAGUCCGUUUCACAAACCAAGACCCUUGCCACAAUAGGGUACAUGGCACCAGAGUAUGGACUGGACGGACUUGUGUCCAACGGGAUUGAUGUCUACGGCUUUGGAAUCAUGUUGAUGGAAAUCUUCACGCGGAAAAGGCCUACCGAUGAAAUGUUCGAGGGAGAGAUGAGCUAUUGGUCAGAGAAUCGUUGCCUGAUUCAGUAAUUGACCUAGUGGAUAGAACAGGGGAGAUGGCCACUCCUUAAACAAGGAGCAUUGUGUCACAUCUAUAAUGGAGUUGGCUCUGCAAUGUACUAACGAAUCACCUGAAGAGAGGAUCAACAUGGUCGAAAUCCUGGCAAGGCUGAAAAACAUAAAAGGGGAAUUCUUGACAGAACGUGAGAGGCGUAGGUCUUAAGAUAAAUCAACUUUUAGUACUUCACAGCUUAA